AUGAUGUCUCUGCUUCUUCACAAGUGGAUGAGGAAUAUUUCACCGGAGAUGCUGCUGUUGGUGCAGAUCUUUUGUUUUUUACCUCUGACUGGAGCCGCUCCGUCCCAGACGACCGAGCAGCUGGACACCGGGGUGGACUGGCUGAGUAAGUUUGGCUACCUCCCGCCCCCUGACCCAGUGACUGGUCAGCUUCAGACCAAGGAGGCCCUGACCAAGGCCAUCAAAGCCAUGCAGAAGUACGGAGGGCUGAAGGAGACCGGAGUCUGGGACCAAGCCACAUUGGGCCUAAUGACAACACCCAGAUGUUCUUUACCAGAUGUCUCUGAGGCCGAGGUGACAGUCGGCCGCAGGAAACGAAGCCUGACUCCUCAGAACAAAUGGAACAAGAGACACCUGUCCUGGAGAGUGAGGACCUACCCUAAGGAUUCGGCCUCACUGGGCAGGGACACGGUCCGAGCCCUGAUGUACUACGCCCUGAAGGUCUGGAGUGACAUCGCACCGCUGAACUUCCAUGAAGUGGCCGGCAGUGACGCGGACAUUCAGAUCGACUUCACUAAGGCCGACCACAACGAUGGAUAUCCCUUUGACGGGCCAGGGGGAACGGUGGCGCACGCUUUUUUCCCCGGAGAGAGAUUCACAGCUGGGGAUACACACUUUGAUGAUGACGAGGCCUGGACCUUCAGAUCUCCAGAAUCUCAUGGGAUGGAUCUGUUUGCGGUUGCGGUCCAUGAGUUUGGUCACGCCAUCGGCCUGGUCCACACCUCAGCCAUAGAGUCCAUCAUGAGACCGUACUACCAGGGUCCUGUAGGAGACCCUCUGAAAUACGACCUACCCUAUGAAGACAAGGUCCGCGUCUGGCAGCUCUACGGUGUCAGAGACUCGGUGUCCCAUACAAACCGACCAGGCAACCCCUCCCAGACGGCUGAACCUCCUGUCCUGCUGGACCUUCCUGAAAACAGAUCCACCCUCCUGCUGGCUCGAGAUGCCCCAGACAGAUGCACCAGUCACUUUGAUGCAGUGGCCCAGAUACGAGGGGAGGCCUUCUUUUUCAAAGGGAAGUACUUUUGGCGACUAACAAGAGAGAAGGACCUGGUGUCUCUGCGUCCGGCUCAGAUCCACCGCUUCUGGAGGGGCCUCCCAACCAAUCUGGACAGUGUGGAUGCUGUUUAUGAGCGGCCUGGGGAUCACAAGAUAGUCUUCUUCAAAGGUCUAAAGUACUGGGUAUUUAAAGACAAUAACGUGGAGGAGGGCUACCCUCGUCCAAUCAGUGACUUUGGCCUGCCCUUGGAAGGAGUGGAUGCAGCCUUUGUGUGGUUACACAACGACAAAACCUACUUCUUCAAGGACAGCCACUACUGGCGCUACGAUGACCACCUGAGGCGUAUGGACCUGGGCUACCCCAAAGACAGCACGCUCUGGAAGGGGCUGCCAACACAGCUGGAUGACGCCAUGAGGUGGUCUGAUGGCUCAUCCUAUUUCUUCAAGGGGAAGGAGUACUGGCGAGUGCCGACCAGCGACAUGGAGGCGGAGGCCGGAUACCCGCGCCUCAUCGCUAAAGACUGGCUGCUGUGCACCGAGAUGCAGUCGGACUCUCCGGACUCAGAACCCAAAAGCACGGAGACGAGAGUCAACGUGCGCCAUCAGCCGGACCACGCGGAGAACGGGUACGAGGUGUGCUCCUGCACCUCUGACACCGCCUCGCCUUUGGGAGCGCGGCCCUCCCCGUCUCCCCUGUGGCUGCUGCCGCCUCUCUGGACGCUCUCGCUGGCCCUCCGCUCAGAACUGCUAUGAUGCCAAAGCACGGGACAAAGUUCCUGAGCUGAUUGGUGAAGGGCCAGUAGCCAGCUCAGUGGAAGCAUCUUCUUACAAUAUCUUUGGUAUCCUUUUGUUAUUUAUUUUACAGGUCGUUUGGUGGACACUGCCAGCUUAAGUAGUCAUGCGUAUAGACAUCAACCCACACAUGCUUUACAAAGUGUUUUCCUGAAUGGUUAGACUGCCUCAUAUGUGGAAGGAAAAAGUUAUAGAAAUGUAUUCCAAAUGCACUCAGUGUAAUUAUUGGUCUUCAUGUGCAGCAGAUGUACAGCUGAAAUGCCUCAUAAACAGGUAAGAUAAAGGUAUCCUUCAAUUUAAGCAGGCGCAAAGGUGAACAGCGUA
This is a messenger RNA of Cyclopterus lumpus (lumpfish), 2154 nucleotides long. Its product is annotated as matrix metalloproteinase-17-like. The transcript has 10 exons. Gene Ontology annotation, biological process: collagen catabolic process; extracellular matrix organization; proteolysis. Bases 1 to 1791 code for a protein of 596 amino acids. The record is from RefSeq and is a predicted model, not a curated record. Gene Ontology annotation, cellular component: extracellular matrix. NCBI's taxonomy places the organism in Eukaryota, Metazoa, Chordata, Actinopteri, Perciformes, Cyclopteridae. Gene Ontology annotation, molecular function: metalloendopeptidase activity; zinc ion binding.